Biomphalaria glabrata is the source of this 622-nucleotide messenger RNA. Its product is annotated as ubiquitin-40S ribosomal protein S27a. Lineage: Eukaryota; Metazoa; Mollusca; Gastropoda; Planorbidae. Gene Ontology annotation, biological process: modification-dependent protein catabolic process; protein ubiquitination; translation. Bases 104 to 583 code for a protein of 159 amino acids. Gene Ontology annotation, cellular component: ribosome; nucleus; cytoplasm. The record is from RefSeq and is a predicted model, not a curated record. The transcript is spliced from 5 exons. Gene Ontology annotation, molecular function: protein tag activity; ubiquitin protein ligase binding; structural constituent of ribosome.
CGACAGUUUAGUAUUUGAGAGUAUGAAGAAGGAUACAGGUUAGGAAAUGACUUGCGCAUGAGGUCCUUUCCGGUUUCGCCAUUACUUCUAGAGUGGUGGCAAAAUGCAAAUCUUCGUUAAGACCCUCACGGGCAAGACCAUCACACUUGAGGUCGAGCCCAGUGAUACUAUUGAAAAUGUCAAAGCUAAAAUUCAAGAUAAAGAAGGCAUUCCUCCAGAUCAGCAGAGGUUGAUUUUUGCAGGAAAACAGCUUGAAGAUGGACGUACUCUAUCUGACUAUAACAUUCAAAAAGAGUCUACCCUCCAUCUAGUGCUGAGACUUAGAGGUGGUGGUAAGAAGCGCAAGAAGAAGAACUACACAACCCCUAAGAAAAAUAAGCACAAGAAGAAGAAGGUCAAGCUUGCUGUGCUGAAAUACUACAAGGUUGAUGAGAAUGGCAAAAUCACCCGCCUUCGUCGUGAGUGCCCCAACAAAUACUGUGGUGCUGGUGUGUUUAUGGCUUCUCAUUUUGAUAGACAGUACUGUGGUAAAUGUUGCCUCACUUAUGUCUUUAACAAGCCAGAGGAAGAAGCAGAAUCAUAAACUGCACUUGUUUUCAAUAAUAAAUUUCAAAAUCUAAAA